Lethenteron reissneri (Far Eastern brook lamprey) is the source of this 5022-nucleotide messenger RNA. RefSeq names its product DNA cross-link repair 1C (gene DCLRE1C). Gene Ontology annotation, molecular function: damaged DNA binding; 5'-3' DNA exonuclease activity. The record is from RefSeq and is a predicted model, not a curated record. Lineage: Eukaryota; Metazoa; Chordata; Hyperoartia; Petromyzontiformes; Petromyzontidae. Gene Ontology annotation, biological process: telomere maintenance; double-strand break repair via nonhomologous end joining; interstrand cross-link repair.
CUGUGUGCUGCCAAAGGGGGCCCUACCAAAUCAUUGCCCGGAUCUUCGUCGAUUCCAUACAAGAUUUAAUGCGAUUUCACUUUAAUAUAAAUUUAACGCAAUAUAAUUCAAUUGCAAGGCCCACGGGCCCUGUUCGUCUUUUGUGCGGCCAAUACUGAACACAAACGUGACAACAACCCCCCAUCAUCGUCUCACCACGAUGGUUUCAGACGUGAGGGGCCGCUCACACUGAUGAUGUCUUGUGGGCGAAGGUGCGUUGGGCAGCACCGUAUCGAUUGUAAUCGAUGUGGUGGUGGUGGGGUGAGGGUGGAGAGCGAUUCACGGCCCAGGGACUUCCGCCAUGAGUUCGUUCCUCGGCAAAACCGCGGAGUAUCCGUCCGUGUCCAUCGACCGCUUCGACAGAGACAACGUCAACGCCAGAGCUUUCUUUCUGUCCCACUGCCACCAGGAUCAUAUGGUGGGAUUAUAUUCGGAAGCACUGAGAAAAAAGCUUGAGAAAAGCCCAGGUCUGCAUCUCUACUGCUCACCUGUCACCCGGGAGCUUCUGCUUAGCAACUGGAGGUAUCGUUUCCUUGAACAGUUUAUGGUGGCGAUUGAAGUGGACACUCCGACCCAGAUUUCCCUAACGGAUGAUAAAACGAAACAAAAAACAGAUUUGGUGGUUACACUUCUUCCGGCGGGUCACUGCCCAGGCUCCGUCAUGUUCCUGUUUGAAGGGGACCAUGGGACGGUGCUUUACACGGGUGAUUUCCGGCUGCCUCGUGGAGGGGCUUCCCGCAUGGGGGCCCUGCACUCAGCUGGCAGGAUUAAACGUAUCAAAAGCAUAUAUUUGGAUACCACAUUUUGUGACCCAGUGUGCUACUACAUUCCAAGCCGGGAAGAUUGUUUAAAAGGAAUUUUAAAUCUGGUCCGGGGUUGGAUUACACAAAGUCCCCAACAUGUGAUCUGGCUGAGCUGCAAGGCAGCCUAUGGCUAUGAAUACCUCUUCACUCACCUGAGCCGGGAGUUUGGUCAAAAGGUGCACCUGGGGUACCUGGAGAUGUUUCAGAACAUGCCUGAUAUUUUGGAUCAUGUAACUCAUGACAGCAAUACGCAGAUCCACGCCUGCCGCUUUCCAAAGGAUGCUGGGUUUUGUGAAGGAAGUCGUCUCCCGUGCAGAGAAGAAGAUGCCAACGGAAAGCCACUUCACAUGAUGAGCAUCAAACCUUCAACCAUGUGGUUCACACAGAGAAACAAAAAAACCAAAAUCAUCGUGAGGACUGGGGAAUCAUCAUACAGAGCUUGCUUUUCAUUCCAUUCUUCCUUCAGCGAGAUAGAAGACUUCAUAUCCUACAUUAAGCCUGCCAACAUUUUUCCAAACGUCAUUCCAAAGGGCAAAACUGUAGAAGAGAUCAAAGAGAUGCUACGACCGUACUGCUAUCAAGAGCCGAGUUCCGCUGAGUCAGAUUACCAGCCACUCGGAUCGCUGGAGUGUACAAAAAGAUCUAUCAGUGAUGCAGAAAGUUGCCUCCUGGAUCUUUUUGAUGAUACGCCAGAGCCACCUGCCCGUCGAAAAAAAGUACAGAAUGCCGAUGAACCUCCCUGCACCACACCCAGUGAAAAUGCAGACAGCACUGGACGACAGGGAAAUGGAACCUGCAAUGAAACAUCGACCAAGGAGCAUACCUCUGUUGUCCAAAACGACGAUGCUCACUGCAAAGACGCAAGCAGCAAUAUUGCAACAAUCAGUCCCGAACUUACUUGGGGUGCCUUCUUUUCCACAGUUGCUGCUCCUGCUGCUGUUGCUGCUGUUGCUGAGAGUGGUUGCUGUCAAUAUGCAGACACCAUGGACAACCCUGGCACCCCUGUACUAUUUUCAGACUCGGACACAGAUGAUUGUGCAAGCAGCUGUAAACAGUGCUCCCAACAAUCUGAUUCUACACACAUUUCCGAUGUCACGGACACAGAAAUUUUAAGUUCUCAAGAUUUCAACUUCACGAGUGUUCGUCCUCAAAGUGAAGGAAUCACCCAUAUGCAAGCUAUGCAUUCAGGAGCACAUUUAGAUAUUCCAUUAGACCACAGUGCAAUGGCAUUGCUUGCUAAGUCAGAUAUUGAGGACAUCAAAUGUGGAAAUGUUAAAUUAUCAGAAGCUAAACAGUUGUGUAGAACGAUAAAUAAUGGUCUAAAAGAAAUAUUACCACUUGAAAAUAGUCAAGGCUGCAUGGAGCAUACAAACAUUGCCAGCAGAGACUGUGUGUGCGGAAAGAGCUCUGUGCCACAAGACUCGCAGGGAUCAUCAGACUUUGAGAUCUCUGCCACACCAGAGACCCAUCCUCCGCCUGAACGUGAAUUAUUAGACAUUUACGUAAAUCUAGCAAAUCAUGGUGAAAAUGUGCUUUGAAAAAUUAAUGUAUUUUAUCAGUAUAUAAUGAACAUAGUAAUCCAUGCCAAAACAUAUCCUGCUGUACGUAUUUGGCAUUUUUAACGAACCUUAUACAUAUCCACAUUUUUUAAGAUAGUGUAGACAUUUUAUAUUGAUUGCAAGUCUGGCUGAAGAUGUGCCAAAAAGUGUUUCUCCACGACCUGUUUUUUCUGAGUUAUGGGCGUGGAACAAAAAGCGCUUGAGGACUGCAAAAUUUAAAACCCGAGAAGCCGAAUAAAUCACGUGUGCAUCACAAAUUAAAAUGUUUUGCUGCUAGUAGGAAGACUCGGCCAUCAGUCUACCAACAGGCAUCCCAGCAACAGGCAUCCUUGGCAAUGGCUGUCACAGGGAGUUAGGGAGCAAAGUGGGAGGUCCCGGACAGUGUGCAUGGGAGGCUGGGAUAUAGUUGGCAGUGAGCGAAUGAAUGAGUGGUAUGAGGUAAGAAUGAAAAUUAUGGGAAGGAUACGUUUUACCUGAAAAACUUUUUUAUCUAAAACAAAUCUGCGUAUAUGUACACUAAAGGACUUUGUCCUUUGCAUAAUCAAAUAUUCUGCUGUUCUCCAGGCCAUGUGUGCAAAUGAGUAAAUAUUUGAAGAGUGGCAGAAUUGCAUCGGUGAAAGAGGGAGGAAUGAGUAAGUGAAUGAAUGUGUUUAUUGCGUAGUGUUCAGUUGCGCAGUUAUAUAGUGUGUACAAAAGUGGUUAUAGUCUGUAUCAUAGUGGGGUAAUGGUGUGGUGUUUUAUGGUGUCCAGUCGUUUGGUGGAGUGCAGUUGGAGUUGAAGGUGUCGUUUUGUGGAUGUGGUAUGGUGUACAGCUUAGUGGUGUAGUGUGUACUGGAAUGUGCAUUCAUGCAGUGGUUUGGUGCGUGGAUGUAAUAUAGAAAAAAUAUUGAUGUUAUAGGUGUGUGGGUUUGGUGACUAAUCGGUCUGGUGUAUGGAAACAAUGAGGCUGGUGGUUGGUGUCAAGUGAGUGGUGGGUGAUGUUUGCUGCGUUCCAGCAAAAGUGUGGUGGGUCUACCAAAUGGCGAGGUGUCUGGUUUGUGUCGUCGGAGUGGCAAAUUGAGUCUGGUCUGGUGGGCGGUACAAAUAUGUAUGUACAUUCGGAAAUCCCUCGCAAACCGCGGGGCUUACGUUCCAGAAAAAUUAAGGCCUUAUUCGAAAUGGGGGUUAAGGGCAACCGUGGCAGCAGCCACACUCGUCAAAGCCAAAGUUGCCCGUUUCUUCAAUAAACAAAUGAAAUGCACAAUGACAUAAAAUAAAUACAUGUUAAAAUAACAGUAAAAAAACGAGUAAUGCUAUUUACCUUUAAUGCUGAGGGUUGAAGUCCGUGGUGGUGGUGGUGAUAAAGAUGACGAGGAAUGAGUUAAUGUGGAGGUGGUUGUGAGAAAUGCUGUGAUCUGUUGCCACGCCUGUUGCGAUGGCUGGGUACUUUGUGUGGGGCUGGAAGCUAUGUGGACGCACACCCAGGAUUGCUUGAGCGGUGUGGUGCCUCCCCAAAAAAUAAGGCAAUUUGGGAACAGCUGGGUGUAAUAAUGGAAUAAUUUAAUAAAGGGAGAGCUCUCCACCUACAUAAAGGGGACAGCCAGAUAUCAGGGGGUCUUCCAUAAUACAGGGUUCUUUUGGGUUAGAUCGAUGGAUCGAUAUUGGGUUGCGAAAGCCUAAGCGUUAAACUGAUAAACUAAUCGGGAGAUAUCUUGGGGAAUGGGUGAUCUGGUGCCUUGGACGCGGCUGCAUUUUAAGUUGAUUUUAGGAUAACUUUUACAUUCUUUUAAAUCAAGAAUACCUGGAUACCGAACCUGCUGUGGCUGCUCCAAUGAACACUGAGUCUCACCACCUCAAAACAGAAGAGGGGCUUUGCACACCCUCUUGGUUGCACGCUAAGAGCCAUGAUUACGGGCAAAAUUCAUGCUAAUAAUUGAAGGUCUAAAAAUGCUGAAUAAUGCGUGACAGUACGACAACGUCCACACACAGUCACUAUGCGAGAGAGAGCGUUGGUGAUGGAAGCUGGGAGAUGAGAUGAUGCACGGAGGAAAUACAGAUGCAGGCGAUUUUGAAUUGCAAGUGCCGGUCGCCGUGCUAAAGCGCGGAUACGCAAAACUCCAUCCCGCGGUUAGCAAAUUGGUAUGCCGAAAGAAAACCGUGGAUACAUAACUGCCGCGGAUGCGAAAAACACGCUUGGUGAGGGAUUUCUGUAUAUAAUGCACGUGUCCAUCCUUCCGUUUGUCACACUUUUGAAUCUCUCGAACCGUAUGUCAGGGGGAAUAAGUAUAACCAGUAAAAACAAAGUUUUUCACUAGAAAUCCUUUAUAUGCGUGGCGGCUAGAGUCCUCUCGUCCUCUGGCUUGAGAUGGCUGCCACCUAUGGGUCAGAUGAUUGCAUUGCACCAUUAAGCAAUUGGCAAUUAAAUAUAUUUUUGUCCUAAAAAGUGUAAAAUUUUGGAAAAAAAAUGUCACUAACAUUGUCACGCACAACGAGUCUGUGUGGAAAAUGUCAGCUCGAUUGGAUCACGGGAAGUGGGUUAAAAAACGACCGAAAGAUUUGCACGGUCCUAAGCAAGCAAGCGAACUUAAUAUAAAGGAUUUAAAAACUUUUGCCAGCCUGAUUAAACAAAUGUAUUCUUUGGU